This is a messenger RNA of Sabethes cyaneus, 3055 nucleotides long. It is a transcript of the gene Snx1, whose product is annotated as sorting nexin-2. Gene Ontology annotation, cellular component: endosome; endosome membrane. The transcript is spliced from 5 exons. Gene Ontology annotation, biological process: early endosome to Golgi transport. NCBI's taxonomy places the organism in Eukaryota, Metazoa, Arthropoda, Insecta, Diptera, Culicidae. The record is from RefSeq and is a predicted model, not a curated record. Gene Ontology annotation, molecular function: phosphatidylinositol binding. Bases 261 to 1619 code for a protein of 452 amino acids.
UUUGCUGACGAACAAUUUUGGCGUUUUAGAAUUUUGUGCGGGUACACUACGGAACGCUGCCAAAAUAGAGCAGAAGUGAAUACAGUAAAAUUAAAGAUAAGCACCGUUUUAUAGUUGAGAAUAUAGUUUCUUGUGUCAGCGCCGUUAACAGCGAGGCUAGCUAGCAUAGCUUAAGUGCACAAGGCGUGUCGUCGAUCAUUGGAAUUGAAAGUGCUUUUGUUGUAGCCUCUUCAAAUCGUAGCAGAAACCGCACGGGAAAAAUGAUGGAGAACAACGGAACUGGUGAGGAGCACCAGCAGCAGCAACAGCAAGAACCAACGGGACAGCCACCACUGUUCGACAAUGUGGAUAUUACUUCGCCGGAUGAUGAGAACGAAACCGAUAUCUUCGAGUCGGCUAUUCAGGAACCUCUCUCACCGGUACUCGAGGAUGUUCCAACUACCGAAGCAGGGGACGUUUUUAUUGAAAUUUCUGUGUCUGAUCCCCAAAAGGUCGGGGAUGGCAUGGGAUCGUACCUAGCGUAUAAAGUUUCAACAAAAACUAACAUUCUUAAGUUUAAGAAACGUCAGUUUUUCACGAUGCGUCGCUUUAGCGACUUUCUUGGGUUGCACGAUCUGCUGGUUAGUAAGUAUCUCCGACUUGGCCGUAUUAUUCCACCUGCCCCGGAAAAGAAUAUCAUCGGAACGACUAAAGUAAAAAUGAGCAGUCAACCGCAAAACGAACCAGGAACCGGUAUUAAUCUGGAAUGGGUCGAAAAUCGUCGUGCCUCAUUAGAACGAUUUCUUAAUCGGGUUGCACAGCAUCCGUUCCUCUGUCAAGAUGGGGACUUUGUUAACUUUCUCGAAAGUGAUCAGGAACUACCGCGGGCAGUAAAUACGGCAGCUCUCAGCGGGGCUGGUGUUAUGAGAUUAUUUAACAAAGUCGGUGAGACUGUGAAUAAAAUUACCUACAAAAUGGAUGAAACCGAUCCGUGGUUUAACGACAAGAUCAACGAAGUGGAAACAAUCGAUGCUCACAUGCAGAAGUUGCAUUCGGCCAUCAAGGCACUAGUCAACCACCGCCGCGAGCUGGCUACACUGACAGGUGGUGUGGCCAAAUCAGCCGCCCUUUUGAGUACCUGCGAGGAGCACACGGGGCUUUCGCAAGCGCUUUCUCAGUUGGCCGACGUGGAGGAAAAGGUCGAACUGCUACGCUCCGAGCAGGCCAAUUCCGAUCUGUACAUCCUAUCGGAAACGAUUAAAGACUACAUCGGCCUGUUCGGGGCCAUAAAAGAUGUUUUUCAUGAGCGUGUUAAAGUUUUCCAAAACUGGCAGCAUGCGCAGAUGCAGUUAACGAAAAAACGUGAAAACAAAGCCAAACUAGAACUGCAAGAACGAAGGGAUAAGCUAGAUCUGGCACAAAAGGAAGUUGAAGAGUGGGAAGCAAAGGUUCAACGUUGUCAGAAAGAGUUCGACAAUAUUUCCAGCGAAAUCAAACGAGAGAUGGAACGUUUCGAGUUAACUCGUGCACGUGACUUCAAAUCGACCAUCAUAAAGUAUCUAGAAGAUCAAAUGGCGCAUCAGCAGCAGCAAAUGAAAUACUGGGAAGCCAUCGUGCCAGUAGCGAAGGAAAUUGCCUGAGACGAAGAGAACGCGACGACGACGACGACCACGACAAGCGCCAGCUUCGCAGACGACGAGAGCAACGGCCGCAAGCAGAUCAGCACGUUGCGUUUGUCUAUAAAUCUCGCCGACGCCAACGCUAGAAUUUCAUAGACUAUAACAUCCCAUUUUUCUUGCUAUCGCAGAACGGCUUUCUAUCGACAUUCAAUGCUUCUAACCGCGAACAGAAUAUUUUUGUUAAUUUUCAAUUGUUACGGAUAUGCGCAGCAAAAAAGUGUAUUAUAACUAAUUACAGGUUAUAUUUUUUUGUAAGUUUGCAUAAAUGUGAAAGGUACGACCAAUUAAAUUUUGAUUUUCCGUCCUCUAAAAAGUGACGUGUAAAUAAAUUGUUUAAAACCUCGAACAACUUGGUGUUCUUAGGGCGAAUAACCCGGCAGGACAUAUCAAGCAUUAGCUGGUAUAAUUGCAAAGGUACUGUAAAUAAAAAAGCAUCGUCAAGUGGAGCAGAUGUACAUCUCGAAUUGCCCGGAAAAGCAUUAGAUUGGUGGAAUAAUGUACAAUUGGAAAUCUUUAUAAACAUUUUCUAAUAUGCAGACAACCGUAGACGUAUCGUAGUUGAAAAAAAGCUCUUUAGAACACUGUUUUACCACUUUUUGAAGUGCUAAGGCUAACAUUUAUAUGUAAUGCAUAAUAUGCAAUAUAAUGCUGAGGGUAGGUUUUGUUUGGCUGAAACGAAAAAUAUACACCCCCUUCCGGCAAACGUGCGUGAGACGAAUGCGCUAGUUUAGGUCAAUCGCGAGUACUGUAGUUAAAUUGAUACAUCUAGUUACAUAAACUCAUCGAAUUGUUAGGCAACAGUUUAUAGAACACCAGUAAGCAGUUUACAUUAUUACACUUUUCCUAUUACAGCCUGCAUUUAUGAUCUGCCUCAUUUCCAAAACAUGUAAUUAAAUACACCUCCAAGCACUUAUUUGAACGUAACGGCUUGAAACUUUGCGUCCAUGCAAAACAAUCAAUCUUAGAUCGAAUUGCAAAGAAUCUAGGGAUAGUCAGAAAAGCAUUCCAUAACUCGAUACUUGUUAAACAAAAAUAUCCCUCGGAUCAGCGUGUGGCAGAAGCUUCCUUCGUCUUGUUCUCAAACAUCUGUUAUAAUUAUUGUCAUUAUUACAAUCAUAAGAAACGAAAGGUGACGCUGCCGGCGCACACGGAGCGCCAGCGUGGCACCAUCUACGUAUAGUCUGCUAAGUAAUUUUCUAUUUUUCUCGUGGAGAUCCCAACUAUUUAGUCGCUUACGAUUAUGUUCUAUGUGCUAUGUACACUAGCGUGAUACCUUAUAAUUGUCUAUAUUUCAUACGAAACAGGAAAGAAAAGAAAAAAUGAUAAAUUAUUGUUAACUAUUUCUCUUUGAAAAGUAUAUAUCUGUGAACAAUUGAUGAAAUAAAGUUUAGGUAUUC